Molecule: messenger RNA, 1313 nt
Organism: Chaetomium fimeti
Lineage: Eukaryota; Fungi; Ascomycota; Sordariomycetes; Sordariales; Chaetomiaceae
Product: putative amidoligase enzyme-domain-containing protein
Exons: 3
Coding region: 1-1095 (364 amino acids)
Source: RefSeq, a predicted model, not a curated record
AUGUCUACAAACAACUCGAAGAAAAACACCAAGACGGCCCCCCCAAAGGCCACGCCUGCCUUACGUUUUGGCGUAGAGAUUGAGCUGAUCGUAAAGAGCAAGACCAAGACUCAUGCCGACUUCCCAGGCCUAGCCUUGGAGCUCCAGACUCAUCUCGCCGCCGCCAGAGUGUCAAGCCACAUUGGUGAUGUCCUUCAGAAGGACAAAGAGAAGUACCAGGAUUGGAACAUCACCGAGGAUAUCACCCUAACGUCGGCCCCCCAGCGCAACGUUUUUGGAGUUGAGCUAGUCUCCCCCGUUUUUCUAUUCAAAAACCAGGACGCCUGGAAUAGCGAGAUUCGUAAUGUAUGGAGAGCACUCGAACGAAACUUUGACGUCCAGGCGACUACUGAGUGCAGCACCCAUGUCCACAUCUCCCCUGCCGCGGGUCCCUGGGCCCUCGCCCAACUGAAGAAUAUUGCAAGGACCACUGUCAUUUUAGAACGGUGUAUCGACGCCGUCAUGCCAGGCCACCGCCGCAUCAACCCGUACUGUAUGAGCAACCGGUAUAACCAGGGGUACAAAGAGUUUGAAAUGUCCCUCAUCUGCUCGGACAUCAAUAAAGCAAAGAACGAAAAGGUUCUCGCACGUCACAUGUGUUGGUGCUCCAAGAACACGUUGCAGGGCGCGAUUACCGGGGCCACCAAGGAUUUCGUGCACCCGCACUUCCGGUGGAACUUUACCAGCGCCCUGAGCAACAAGCAAACGAUCGAGUUCCGCCAGCCACCGGGCUCGCGCAGCGCCCUCGACACCAUCCUAUGGGUGCUGUUCGCCACAUCCCUCGUACGCUGGGCGGUCGUGGGAGCCCCGGCCCUCGACCCGGAACAGCCUGCUAGGCUUGAGACCCUGUACUCGGCCGUGAAGACUGGCGCCGAGAAGAACAUGGUGAGGGACGUGGAUCUCCUAAUGGGGAUCUUCCGGGGCGUAAAGCAGCUCCCGGAGGGCCCGUCCGACUUGAAAGGUGUAUCGGCGGCCGAGUAUCGGAAACUGGAGGCCGAGGCCGUGAAGAAGGGAAUGGCUUUCGAGAAGUACAAGAAGCUCGUUGCCUAUAAAUGAGAGAGGUGGGUCGGCGCUGAGGAGUUCGACACCCCCGACGCGGCUAGUGUCAUUGUAACCCAAGAGAGAAUCCGAGGUCGCCAUUGAGCGAGGGCUGGGAGGAGGGAAGGGUAAAGGAGAGAUAUUAGAGCACAAAUGACCAAAUGCCAACAACAACUUGCCCAUCGCAGUGUCUCGGCCAAGAGCUUUUGCUACAUGCCCUUGAUGUUCCGGUUGUU